AUGGAUCCGAGCCCCGACUUUGUGCUCGUCUUCUCGCUCGACCCGCACUACAACUCGCCCGUGCGCGGCCUGCCCCAGGACAAGGGCGUCAAGGCCAAGCGGGCAGAGCAGCUCCGCAGCGAGCACUCGGCGCUCGUCACUCGCCUCAAGACGGCCGGGUUCGCCGUCCAGGGCCGCAAAGGUGCCCACAGCACCAACUCGCUCCUCCUCUUUGUCAAGGCCGACGAGCACCGCGUGCGCCAGGAGGCGACGAGGGAGAGGAUGAGCGACUGGCUCCACGGCCUCGCGAGCCCCAAGCCGUCGCCGAGGGAGCCGAGGGACUUUGCGGCCGAGCCCAUCGAGGAGAGCGAGCGUCUGCGCCUCGUCUACUCGAUCCUCACUAGCUCGAUGCCGGCUGGCGAGGCCGCCUCGAUCCGUUCGUCCGCCUCGACUGGCCCCGUGUGCGGCCUCCCGCUCGUCACCCAGCUCCCGCCGAGCCCGGCCAAUAAGGUCGAGUUCCCGCACCUCGUCGACAUGUACCCGCCGCACAACCCGGUCCAGAACCGCCUGUGGCUCAAGCGCUGGUCCAACCUCCCGACCAACUCGCCGUCGACGACCGGCAGCCGCAACCCGCUCGACAUGCUCACGAUCCCGCAACACGAGCUCGACGACCUCAAGGCCGUCCUCGGCGAGCGCGUCGCCAUGUACUUUGCCUUCCUGUCGUUCUACUUCCGGUCCCUCCUGUUCCCCUCGGUCCUCGGCCUGUCGUUCUGGGUCCUCGGCCUCCCGUUCCACCCUCUCCUCGCCGUCGGCUUCGUCGGGUGGUCCAUCGUCUUCAUCGAGUCGUGGCGCCUGCGCGAGCGCGCCAUCUCGGUCCAGUGGGGCACGCACGGCCUCGACCGCGUCGAGCAGGCGCGUCCCGGGUUCAAGGGCGAGGGCAAGACGGUCGACCCGGUCACGGGCGUCGAGAAGGAGCUGUGGAGCUUCCGCCGCACCCUGACGAGGGCCCUCGCCGGCGUGCCGGCCUACAUGGCGUUCGUCGGCAUCCUCGGCGCCGCCAUCUCGGCCAUCUACGUCGUCGAGACGCUCCUCGGCGAGGUUUACGACGGCCCGGGCAAGAAGUUCCUCACCCUCAUCCCGACCGUCCUCUUCGUCACGCUCGUCCCGCAAGUGACGACCGUGUGGGGCUUUGUCGCCGACAAGCUCACCAACUUUGAGAACCACCCUCGCCAACGCGACCACGAGGCCAGCUUGACCGUCAAGACGUUCGCGCUGCAGUUCGUCGCCGCGUACGGCAACUUGCUCCUCACCAGCUACGUCUACAUCCCGUUCGGCUCGUUCCUCGUGCCGCACAUCCUCGGUCGCCUCCCGUCUCGUCACGCCGCCGCCCUCAGCAAGUCGACCUCGUCGUCGCUCCAGUCGGGCUCGUUCAGCGUCAACGCGUCCAAGCUCCACACGCAGCUCGUCGCCUACUCGUUGACGGCCCAGGUCACGGGCGCCUUUAUCGAGAUCGGCGUCCCGUUCCUCAAGGCCAAGCUCGUGCCCAAGGUGCAGGAGAAGCUCCACCACGCGCCGGCCGUCAGCGAGAAGGACAAGAACGAGUCGAUCGAGGAGCACGAGGACGAGAAGGAGUUCCUCAAGCGCGUCCGCGAGGAGCAGCUCUUGCCGACCGCUGUCAUCUUUGGCGAGUACGCCGAGAUGGCCCAGCAGUUCGGGUACCUCGUCCUGUUCGGCGUCGUCUGGCCCGUCGCUCCCAUCUGGAGCCUGAUCAACAACUUUUUCGAGAUCCGCUCGGACGCGUUCAAGAUCACGAGCCAGAUGCGCCGGCCCAUCCCGUCUCGCGAGGCAAGUAUCGGCCCCUGGCUCGAGGUCCUUGGCCUCAUCUCGUACAUCUCGGCCAUCACGGCGUCGUCGCUCGUCUACCUUUACCAACCUCGCGCGACCGUUCCCGGCUCGGCAGCGCACUACCUGUCGAACCUCACGCACCACAACGUGUCGCUCCCCGCCGACGGCUCGGUCCCGUUCUACACGACCCGCCUCGCGACGGCCCAGUCGGCGUCGCUCCCGCCGGCCUCGGACGCUCCCCUCCUCAUGGGCGCCCUCCCUCCCGCGCACGGCUCGUUCGUCGCCCUCGACGCCAUCAAGUCGACGCUACUCACGGCUGCCGUCGUCGCCCUCGCGUCGUCGCACGCCUACCUCGUCCUGCGCGCCCUCACGAGGUGGCUCCUCACGCGCCUCGCGUGGGACGGCAGCGUCGCGUCCGACCUCGUGCGCCGCCGCGAGUUUGAGCUCAAGCGCGCGUGGAUGGACGAGCACGGUAUGCGCCUCACGCCGAACGAGAUGGCGCGUCGCGCGCUCGGCUGGGCCGAGGAGGACGCCGACGAGGAGAACAAGCGCGAGGGCGAGGGGUACAAGGUCGAGGCGGUCGGCGACCCGGCCGAUGCGGCGGCCAACGUCGAGGGCCUGCCCGAGUUCUGGAAGCGCAACGAGAACGGCGAGGGCCUCGUCGGCGCCGUCGGCAAGACCGAGUAGCCUUCCUCCCCUUUUCCCCUCUGUGCCUUUCCUCUCUCAUAGUCUCUCUCCUUCCCUCGUACAUGCAUUGCCCCUUU
This is a messenger RNA of Rhodotorula graminis WP1, 2588 nucleotides long. RefSeq lists its product as uncharacterized. The record is from RefSeq and is a predicted model, not a curated record. Gene Ontology annotation, biological process: chloride transmembrane transport. Gene Ontology annotation, cellular component: cortical endoplasmic reticulum. The coding region runs from base 1 to 2511 and encodes 836 amino acids. NCBI's taxonomy places the organism in Eukaryota, Fungi, Basidiomycota, Microbotryomycetes, Sporidiobolales, Sporidiobolaceae. The transcript is spliced from 8 exons. Gene Ontology annotation, molecular function: chloride channel activity.